Messenger RNA from Sphaeramia orbicularis (orbiculate cardinalfish), 18450 nucleotides. It is a transcript of the gene ush2a, whose product is annotated as Usher syndrome 2A (autosomal recessive, mild). The record is from RefSeq and is a predicted model, not a curated record. Gene Ontology annotation, molecular function: protein binding. NCBI's taxonomy places the organism in Eukaryota, Metazoa, Chordata, Actinopteri, Kurtiformes, Apogonidae.
CCCACGCGCUGCAUGUUCUCAAUGAGACAAGCCUGAACGAGGGAAAAAAAGGAGCAUCGUCAAGUUCAGAUGUGCUGUCAUUCAUAUUUUUUUUUUCUGUCGGAGUGACGGAUAAAAUAACUUCAGUCAUGUUUUGGAAGGACUAUUUUUUCUCGCUGACGGACAGGUGCGUUGGAGAAUCCAGGUAGUUUGUCCCGAUAUGAGCGCGAGCAACAAGUGGUGCGUUUGUUGACGCUGCACCUGAGAUGGAAAUAGAGCCGUACACCGAGAAUCUACACCAACAGAUUGUGAAAUCCUACCUAUCAUGUGAAGCUUUGGUUGUGGCGAGUGUGUGUGUGGGUCGGUUUGAGUGUGUGAGAGGGACAGAGACAGUGUAACAGAAAGCUAAGCUUCGUAGCCUCACCCUAGGGGCACUGGCCUGUAAAAAAUGUCCCUGUAACCCUGUAACCAUGAAACCAUGACAGUCAUCACUUAUUCAAGUGCUACUGGAAGGCUUCCGAAAAGAAUCCAGGUUCCUGAAGAUCCUGCCACCACCGGGAAUGUUCCAGAACCCCUAUCCGAGAUUCUAGAAACCCAGAACAUGCCAGAUCCAUUGGAAAAUGCAAUUCUGGGAUUGUGUGAGGUCAAAGGCCAGAGAUGUCUUGAAGAGGAAGAAGGCCAGAAUAUCGAGGGCGGAGCAAAGAGAGGAAAACUGCAAAGGAGCAAACAAACAUGGGCCAGAGGAGUCAGCAAAGAGAAGACGAAGAAAGGAAGGAGUAAGGAGAAAUGCAACCUAAAGACAAGCUGCUACUGGGAAGUUAGUAGAGAAGGAGGGAAAACAUGCCUGGAAAGAACAUGCAAGAGUAAAACAGAUGCCUCUACUAUUCCGUCUGUCCUGAAAGAGGAAAAUCAAAUCAAGCAGAAGGAAAAAAGGAUGAGGAACAGCAAGAGCUGGUGUACUUUUCCCUUGAAAAACAUCAUGGAAGGAACAGUGAAGAUGGAGAGAAACAAGAUGUUUUUGCGAUGGCAAAAUACCACCCUCUGCCUCCUCUUUUUCAGCCUGUGUCUAAAACCUGGUUCUUCACAGGGACAUUUUCCACAAAUGGAGAACAUUGCUGCCUUCAAACCUGUGUCCACAUCUCCGGUCCGUUCCACCUGUGGUGUUCCUGAGCGGAGCAGCUACUGCCAGCGUGCUUCUUCACAGACGGAGCUUUUGGCGUGUUACCAGGCCUUCUGUGUCCAGGAGUGUCCCUAUAGAUCCUCCACACCUCCGUAUGCCCCACUGUUACUACCUGCACACAGGGGUUCCUGUGUUACUGAAGACAGUAACGACACUCAUCCUGGGGUACAGUCUGGGUCUAGAUCAACUCUCAUGUUGGAAGCAGGUUCUGGCGGAUCCAGUAGUGUGGUGUUUUGGCCGGGGAAGGAUGGAUGUCUGAUAUCUCCACCGUCACAGAAACUGGGAGCUCUGGGAUCUCUCACUCUGGCAUUGUGGAUUAAGCCUAACUCCACUGGAGAAAUGAUGCUGCUGGAGAAGAGUUCUGAGGAGAGGCUUGUAUUUACUGUGACAGUGUCUGAGAAGGCCGUCACCAUGCGAUACAGUCAGGCCAGCAGCCAGACCCCUCUGAUAGUCAGCUUCAGAACAGAGGGACGGCUUGUACUCGAGAGGUGGACACAUCUUGUUCUGCAGGUGCAUGACAGAAAGGUCAGUCUGUUUCUGGAUGGGCUUGAGGAGGAUGGUACACCAUUUGACACACAAACUCUGUCCAGCAGACUCCAUGAUAUCAGCGAGGAUGGUGCCAUGUGGGUGGGAAUCAGCUCCAAUGGGUCUAAUCAGUUCAUUGGGCGCAUGCAGGACUUUAGAUUUUAUCCUGCUACUCUGACCAACAGGGAAAUUGUAGAGGUUUACUCUGGGAUCCUGCCUCAAAUCCAUUCACAGUCAGAGUGUCGAUGUCCCUCCAGUCAUCCCAGGGUCCACCCAUUAAUUGAGAGAUACUGUAUUCCCAAUGCUGUUGAAGACACCACUAAUGACCGAGUCCUAAGGCUAAACCAGGAUGCCCAUCCACUCAGUUAUGUAAAUGAUCAAGAUAUGGGUACCACAUGGCUCUCUAAAAUCAUGACUACACAGGAACUGGAUGAAGGAAUUGCUAUAACCAUGGAUUUGGCAAACGGACAAUACCAGGUCUUCUAUGUUAUAAUUCAGUUUGGUGGACUCCUGCCUGAAUCUGUUCGUAUUCAAAGACAGCAUCAUAACUACACAGAACAAGAGAAUGGAAACUCUACAGAGCAGCCCUGGUUGGACUGGCAGUACAUGGCCAGAAACUGUAGUGUGUUUGAAAUGCAGAACAACGGGCCGUUACUGAGACCAGACACAGUCAACUGUUUACAGCUGCCCAGUGAAGUGGUGUUCUCAGGGGGAAACAUCACAUUCAGCCUAUUGACCUCAGAGCCAAAUCCGAGGCCAGGCUAUAAUGACUUCUACAACACGCCUGAGCUGCAGAGGAUGGUACGUGCCACCCAGGUCCGGAUACAUCUGAGUGGACAAUACUACACCAGAGCAACUGGGGUGAACCACAGACACAGAUACUAUACCAUUAAUGAGAUCACCGUCAGUGGAAGAUGUGAGUGUCAUGGCCAUGCAGACCACUGUGAUACCAGUGUGACACCUUACCGAUGUUUGUGUCUACCUGAAAGUCACACCGAGGGUAACAGUUGCCAGCGUUGUGCACCUCUCUACAAUGACAAACCAUUUAGGUCAGGAGACCAGCUCCAGCCAAUGAACUGCCGGCCUUGCAAGUGUCAUGGUCACGCCCAUUCUUGUCAUUAUGAUGCCCAAGUUGAUGACCAACCAGAUGAGCACUACCGAGGGGGAGGAGGUGUCUGUGACAAUUGCAUGCACAACACCACAGGGAAGAACUGUGAGCUGUGUUCAAGUGAGUUUUUCAGGCUGGAGGAAUCUGAUCCCACUUCAGUAAAUGUGUGUCAGCCCUGCAACUGUCACACUGCUGGAACAGUCAAUGGCAGUAUGGCGUGUGCUCAGGUGGGAGGCCAGUGUCGGUGCAAGCAUGCAGUAACAGGUCGCCGGUGUGUAGACUGUUUGCCUGGUUGGUAUGGUCUACAAGCAUCAAAUCCAAAUGGAUGUGUUCGCUGUAACUGCAGUGUCAUUGGCGCCAUCAGCUCCCCAACAGAAGGUGUACGCAGCUGCAACCAAGACACGGGACAGUGCCAAUGCAAACCUCAUGUUACAGGUCUGUCUUGUGACCGCUGUGAGUUUGGUUAUUGGAACCUGUCCCACCCAGACGGCUGCGUCCCAUGUGACUGCAACCCACUCGGUUCCCUCAGCUCAUUUUGUGAACCUGAGAGGGGGCAGUGUGAGUGUAAGCCUGGCGUGGGGGGGCAGCACUGCGACUCAUGUGCCAGUGGUUCAUAUGGUUUAAGACUGGAAGGAUCAUGUACCCCCUGCAACUGCUCACAAAAUGGGACAGUACCUGGAACAGACUGUGAUCCUCACACAGGACAGUGUGUGUGUAAGGAGAAUGUGGAAGGCCGUCAUUGUGACUCUUGUCGUCAUGGUUACCACACCCUGGAGCAUCGAAACUCCCUGGGCUGUCUGCCAUGUGUGUGCGACAUCAAUGGCACUGUGCCAGGGGCUGCAUGUGAUAUGUGGACCGGACAGUGUCCAUGCCGAGAGGGGGUGGAGGGAGCGCAGUGUACCAACUGUGCCCACAACUACUACAACCAGAGUGCAGACAUCCAGAAGGGGUUGACCCCAGGAUGUGUACCUUGUAUCUGUGAUCCCAGAGGAACAGUAGCAGGGACGGUCUGUGACAGCAUUACAGGACAGUGUGUAUGCGUCUCCACACGUUAUGGACAAGACUGUAGUAGCUGUCGACCUGGCUUUUACCUCUCCCAAAAUGACAGUGUGUGUGUGGAGUGUGACUGCCAUCCCAUGGGAGCAUCACAGCGAGGUUGUGAGAGUCAGACCGGACAGUGUAUGUGUGACCAUUCAUCUGUGGGAGGGAGACGCUGUGACCAAUGCCGUGAGAUGUUCUUUGGAUUUAACCCUGGCUUGGGAAGAUGCCAGCCAUGUGCAUGUGACCCAGUGGGCAGUGUCAACGGUUCAUGUCAUCCAGAGUCAGGGAUGUGUGUGUGUAAGCUGUUGGUAACUGGAGACAGGUGUGAUGUAUGUCAACCUGGAUCGAGUUAUUUGGAUGCUGAGAACCACUAUGGCUGCAGUAAAGCACCUUCCCAGCAACCUGCGCCAGUGGGUACUGCUCUUAGUUAUUCUUCCAUUCUGCUCUCUUGGCGUUCACCUGAUUCCCCAAACUCACAUCGACUCAACUACACACUCAUCAGAGAUGGACAGUCAGUGCACAUAACUGAAAGUCACUAUCCAUUUAGUUCUGAAUCAUUUGAGGAUGCAGGUUUGUCUCCAUACACAAAUUACUCUUACUGGCUUAUAACAGCCAAUGUGGCUGGUGCAACUGUAAGCUCCUCAGCUUCAUACCAGACUUUAGCUGCACCACCUGAAGCAGAUCAGCUCCAUUUAAACCUGGUGGGACGACCGGGGCCAACCAGCGCUAUCUUCAACUGGAGUACACCACGAAAUGAUACAGGCCCAGUGGAAAGGUUUGUGUUAACCUCCACUGAGUCAUCUAGUGGAGCCGAGCCCAUUACCCACUACACUGGCUUAUCUACAGAGGUGGUGGUAACUGGUCUAAGGCCUUUUACCCAGUACACAGUGGUUUUGGAGGCGUGUUCUUCUGGGGGAUGCACUUCUACUCAACCACUCUCUCUGCUUACGGCCUCUGCCCCACCACAAAACCAACUCCCACCCAACAUCAGCGCUGCUGGACCUCAUACACUGAAUGUGUCAUGGGAGGCCCCCAGUCAGCCAAAUGGAGUUAUCACAAAGUAUGAGCUGUUUCUGCGUGGGCCAGUGGAGUCUCAGAACCUGUCGAGCGAUGCUGGUGAAAAGAGGGUGUUCAUGAGCUCUGGUUGGCUGGAUCUGAGUGAUUUCUCCGUUGUCGAUCAAACCAAUAGGAGCACUAUCCCACCUCCAGAGAGCAGUGCCAUUAUAGGAAGCCUGCAGGCAUUUUCCACUUAUCAAAUAAGAGUUGUGAGCUCUAAUGUGGCAGGAAACGCCACAUCAGAGUGGAUCACAGCACGAACAAUGGAGGGAGCCCCAGAGUUCAUGGCCUCUCCAGAAGUGUCUGCACUUUCAUCCACCGCUCUUGAAGUUACAUGGAGAAAUGUUGAGGGUCACGGGGUCGUCGCCAGAGGACCAAUCACAGAAUUUCGGGUCAACAUGCUCCUGGAGCAGAUCAACAAUCCCUAUGCUCCUCCGGUUAUCAGUCAGGUUUUACACAGGGCCGGACCAUCGUCACAGCCUGUUUAUGUAGUAAAACAACUGAAGCCUUACCGUAUGUACAACUUCACUGUCACAUUGUGCACAAAGAUGGGCUGUGUGACCAGUCUACCAAGCACAGGACGCACUCUGCCUGCAGCUCCAGCAGGAGUGUCUGCACCUCAGCUACAUCCAGUGAAUGAUUCCACUGUUCAAAUAGGCUGGAGCCCCCCAGCUCAACUAAAUGGACCCCACCCACUGUACCAGGUGGAGAGGACAGAUGUCUCUUUUUCUGACCCACGGAGUCCUGUUGUCAGAGGAACCAGGUUUCCAGGCAAUAGUUAUUACCAGUUUCCCAAUGACACACUCCCUGUCAACAAUGACUUUACAGGUGUUCAGCUGAGUUUCAAGACACAGUCUCCAGAUUGCCUGCUGCUGUCUGCCUUCUCUCCAGAAAAUCAGGAAGAGUUCCUGGCUAUUCAACUAAAGAAUGGACGCCCUUACUUUCUUUUUGACCCACAGGGCUCGCCAGUGGCUGUGAGUGUGCAGGAUGAUGGAGGACGCCUCUACAACGAUGGACAAUGGCACAGCAUCAUAGCAACAAGGCGAGGGGCCGUGGGAACAAUCAUUGUAAACAAUCAAUACAGAGGAAAUGCAUCAGGCUCUAGUAGAAGCACCAUUAUUGGUGAAAACACAGGGGUGUUCAUCGGGGGGUUGCCAGAAGACUUCAUUCUGCAACGAGUGGAUUUAGGAGAUGUGCAGCUUGUGCGACAGGGCUUCUCCGGUUGCCUCAGAGAUGUGAGUUUUCAGAUGACUGACGGCCCCUCUGAGGAAUGGAAAUCUCUGGACUGGGCAACAGCCACAAAGAAGAUGUCAGCAUAUGAAAGCUGGGAGGGAUGUCCUAUUCAAACUGUGGAUGGAGCCCAUUUUCUGGGUCAUGGUUACUUGGAGUUAAAGGCCAACAUCUUCACUGGAGGACUAGACUUUUACUUUUCCAUGGAUUUCCGAACAGAUCAGCUCAAUGCACUGUUGGUCUUUGUGUACAGCACACAAACUGAUGACUACAUGCUGGCGGAGCUGGAAGGCGGUCUUCUGUCCUUCAUUCUUGCAUCUGGAGGUCAUGUAACUGAACUCAGCAUGUGGGUGGGGCUUAGCUACUGCGAUGGAGACUGGAAACAGCUCUUGCUGGAAAAACAGGGCUCGCUUAUCUCUGCUGCCAUCGGUGACUGGGCAGAAGAUACAAGAACUCUGGGAGGAGCCACAAAACUGAGUGUUGAUUCGCCAUUGUAUUUGGGAGGUGUUCCCACAGAGCUUAUACAUCCUGCUUUGGACAGUCGAAGUCACAAACACAGCCUCGGAGGUUGCAUAAGGAGCGUUAACAUACGAAGUGAUGAAACAAACCCUCCUGUCAGUCAAAGUGUUAAUCUGUACGUUGCCUCCCGCCAUUCUGUUAGAGUCGACUUAGGCGGCUGUCCCAACAGAGAAAGUCGGUACAACUGCAGAGGAAAUGAUUCAGUGUUGGUCUACACAGGGAGAAAGACUCAAGCCACUGAUUACACUCUACAGCCGUUCACUGAGUACUUGUACAGGUUUGUGGCCUUGGGAGCAGGAGGCUGGACAGCAGGACCCUGGGAGAGAGGACGCAGCCGGGGCAAAGUACCUCAGAAUGGGCCACCUGUGUCUACAAUACAGACUAUGAACGGUUUCAGUGUGGGGGUGAAUUGGGCUCCACCCACUGGCCAAGUAUUAGGAAUGAUUGACAGAUAUGAGUUGAGAGCCUACAAUCAAGACCAUCCGGAAGAACCACCCAUCAAAGCUGAAUACUUGGCUAAUGGAAAUUUCACAGGUGUGUUGUCUGGUCUCACUCCAUCCACUCGAUACAUUGUCACUGUAAGUGCCUGUACUCCUUCGGGCUGCGUGGAAAGUCUUCAGAAUGACAGUAGUGGCGAUAAUGAUUCAAGAUCGACCCUCAUCACCCCAGAGGAAGCUCCAGAUGCUGUGUCACCUCCAUUUGCAAUUUCAUCCCCAUCAGCUCUGUAUCUUACCUGGGAACCUCCUAAAAGGCCCAAUGGAGUUAUUACAGAGUACCUCCUCUAUCACAACGACCAAAUGGUCUACAGAGGGAAAGACAGACAACACAACAUCACUGGACUCGAUGUGUAUUCGACUCAUGUUCUGGUCCUGAGUGGGUGUACUUCUGUAGGCUGCACCAACAGUUCACAAGUUACAAUGCUGACCUCUCAGCUUCCUCCUGGGCCUCUACAAGCACCAACUCUUACCCUGCUAGAUUCACGGACCAUUCUGGUGGAGUGGUCACGUCCCUCUCAGGUCAAUGGCGCUUUGGAGUUUUAUUCCAUCUUCCUGUCACAUGGCAGUGCUGAGCCGGUGCUCGCUUAUAACAGCUCGGACCUUUUUGAAGACUACACACUCCGAAACCUAACCCCUGGAACAGCCUACACCAUCAAAGUAUCUGCUUGUACUGGAGGCGGUUGCACAUUAAGCCCUCCCAGCCAAGUUCAGACUGAGGAAAGCACCCCUGAGAAUGUACCAGCACCUCUGGUCACCCCUUUGUCCCCCCAUGCAGUUAAUGUCAGCUGGACACCUCCUGAUACGCCAAAUGGCAUCAUAACUAGCUAUGGACUUUGGCUGGAUGGAGUUCUGGUUCUUAACUCCUCUUCCUCUCAGAGGUUCUUCGUGGUGGACGGACUCUCUCCUUGGAGCCGACAUGUUCUCAGGCUACAGGCCUGUACCGCACAGGGCUGUGGCAAGGGACCGAUGACAGAGAUGCAUACACUGGAGAUGGCCCCAGAAGGCCCUAUUCUGCUGGAGCUGACAAAUCAGAGCUCUCGAUCGCUCCGUGCCCUUUGGACUGCCCCGCCCAGACCGAAUGGAAAGCUCAGCUACACACUGUACUACAAAAGCAAAGAUGGUGAUGGUGUGUUGGAUGGAAAUGCAGCAGCAGGGAGGUGGUUGACUGUGACAGAUCUCCAGCCUUACACCAACUACAGCUUCUGGGUCAGAGGGUGUAAUACACAGGGCUGCGUGCAGAGCCUGCCAUUCAGCAUCACUACACCACCAACAGCCCCAGACGGGUUGAGUCCUCCUGAAUUGGUCCAUGCAGCUAGUUCCAGUCUAAAUGUAUCCUGGUCUGCCCCUGCCCACGCCAACGCUCCAGGCCCACUUCACUACAGCCUGCAAAUGAGGACGUCCUCACAGAGAUCUGUGAUAAGGCUUCUGGAAAAUGCCACAGACACCUUUUCCUUUUAUGUGGAUGGCCUGUCACCAUACACACAGUAUAUGUUCAGAGUCAUCGUUUCACACACACAUGGGCAAGCUGCUGGCCCCUGGGCAACCCUGCGCACAGCAGAAGACAUUCCAGGACCAGUCGAUACCCCAGUUGUUCCAGGACUUCAUCCUCGAAGUGCAACAGUGACCUGGACUCCUCCCUUCCACUCAAAUGGCAUUAUUGUCAAUUAUACCCUCCGCAUUUACAACAGCUCAGUUCCAGGUUCCAGUUCUAGUUCAGUCUUGAGCUCCAUCACACCCAUUAACUCCCACACUGGUCUUAACACAAGUCCACUGUCCAGCACUGAAAGUGGGUAUCUCAACACAGGCCAAAACUUCAGGCCAACCUUUAAACUGACCACUACAGGCUCAAACUUCAGUGAAACAUCAGUCACUAGUUCAAACCUCCUCCCAAAGCCUUUCUCCAGCUCCAGACCUGGUGUUUCGAUGGAAAACAAGAUUGAGUCCACUACAGUGAGCACACGCCAAGACCCUGGUUCCCCUUCAGUCCACCACAAUGAGCCAAGUACUAUCUCCAGUACUAACCUGAAUGUCAGCCACAGUCUCAGCACAGCCCCAUUUCCCCUGUCAGUCACUGUUCCAGGGAACACCACCAGUUACACCUUCCUCAACCUCCGACCAUACACAACCUACAGCCUUCAGAUUGAAACAUGCACCAGUGUGGGUUGUUCAGUGUCUGAGAUGUCUUCGAGCUUCCGUACCCUCCCAGCCCCCCCUGAGGGUGUUCCAGCACCUCAUCUUUACUCUGACACCCCCACCUCUGUUCUUCUGUCCUGGGGUGCACCGGAGUGGAGCAAUGGACCUCUGGAACGAUGGGUUAUAGAGCGAAGAGUUUCUGGGACCCAACAAGUUUCCACAGUAGGACAUCUUCUACCAGACCCCUCCCCUCUUUCAUUCCUGGACUCCUCAUCUGCUCUCAGUCCCUGGACCAACUAUCAGUAUCGGCUUGUGCUUCAUAACCAAGCAGGCAUCACCUCAGGGCCAUGGGUCAAUAUCACAACCAGACCUUCUCGUCCUGCUGGUCUCAGUCCACCGAGAGUGUCUGUCUUAGGGCCUGAAUCCCUCCAGGUCACAUGGUCUCCCCCUCUUAUUCCCAAUGGAGAAAUCCAUGGCUAUGAAAUCCGCUUCCCAGAACCUCGCAUUUUCCAUGACAGUGGCAACACUUCAGAGCUCAACAUCACAGUAACAGACCUCACUCCAUAUACAAACUACAGUACACUGUACUGGCCUGUUUCAAAGGGGGAUGGAUAUGUUGGAGGAUGCACCGAAAGCCUUUCCAACUGCAGCUACCACUUACCCACAAGGCCCAAGACCUUGCACCACUGACAGUAGUGCCGGGUCAGUGAGUCCUUUUUGGCUGUAUCCUGGGAACCACCAAGCAGGCCCCAAUGGACCUAAUAUCAAUACAAGUUGCUCAGACGUAAAACCCACCAGCCGCUGGCCAUCACUGCAGUCCCCACACUAACAGCCACAUUCCCUCCCCCCUCUGAAGAUCUCCAUCACUGGCUUCAUGUUUACUCCGGCACCAAAUUGUUCUACCAAGAUAAGUCCCUCUACAGAUUCACCCGUUACGAGUACCAGUUAGUGGUUCAUAUGAUUGGCUACACCUCAGGAGAGAUUGUUACAGCGGCCACCAUGGCAGGGAUUCCCCACCGCCCUCCGUCUCUGUCUGCUCACGCUAUCAAUCACACUGCUGUACAGGUCAACUGGACACAGCCCUCUUUGCAGGACCUGCAAGGAGAAGUGGAGUCUUAUUUCCUCACAAUAGACUCUCUCCGCUCAAAUGAAAUGUUCAUCUUUUCCCCAAAUAUCACCUCCGCUGUGAUAACUGACCUUUGGCCCAGCACAACAUACAGGGUGUCAUUACAGGUCUCUAACGGAGCCCAUAAUACAACAAAGACAACAGUUACCAUCAACACGGAGGAUGGAGAGCCUGAUGGGAUGUCAGCCCCAGAGGUGGUUCCGGUUAACAGCAGCACGGUACGUGUGCUCUGGUCACCUCCACUGGCCAAUGGAGCCAUUACUGCCUACAACAUCUACAUGAAUGACCAUCUCCAGGACAGUUUGGACAACAGCUCAGGGUCCUACCUGUUGGGAGACCUACUGCCUUUUACUGUCUACAGUGUACAGGUGGAGGUGUGUACUGUGUAUGCAUGUGUGAGGAGUGAUGUUACCCAGACCACUACUGUGGAGGACCUACCUGCCAACUUCACCACACCACAGGCACAUGUGAUCAGCCCCAGGGUGGUGAGGUUGGACUGGUCUCGUCCAGACAGACCCAGUGGGAUCAUGCUGGGUUACGAGGUCUUAAGACGGACCUUGAGGUCAUGUGCCAACAGUUCAGCAGGGGUUACAUCGUUUGUGGAGGAGGAAUCAGGAAGUGCAGGGGCCGUAAGGUUCAGAUGUUCCUACAUGCAGUGUCCUGCCACUCAUGCUGUGUGUGGGACAUCCUGCUUCCAUCCUGACACUCAGGUUUGCUGCAGUGGCCAGUUGUACACUAAGAAGCCACAACAUCAUUGCUGUGAAGAGUACCUGAGUUGGAACAGCUCCUCUAACCCUGUCUGCUGUGAAGGCCUUCUGCUCCCAGCUCUCCCUGAUCACCAGUGCUGUGGAAGAUACUAUGUCCCUGUAAAAACCAAUGAAUACUGCUGUCCUGACCGCUCCCAGGGACGGGUCUCAGUGGGCCUCGGUGACAGCUGCUGUGGGGGGGCCUACUCCAUGAAAGGAGGCCAGCUCUGUUGUAGUGGGAGCCUCCAUGAUGGCUAUGGGGUCCAGUGCUGUGGGGGCCAGGUUGUAGAUCAUUCACUGGUCUGCUGCGGUGGUGUGGAGAAGGGGAACAAGGCUAAGGGCCAUUUGCCGGGGUUUAUCUGCUGUGGUCAGGAGUAUAUAAACUCUUCAACUUCCCUUUGCUGUGUGGGCAACGAUGGUUAUCCACAAUGACCCUGGGGAAUGCCUACAGUGACACUGCAGUGCUGUGGGUCAAAGGUCAUACGUCAGGGCGAGGAAUGCUGCAAUGGAAUUGUAGACCCUCAACGAAUGUGUGUGUGACGACCAACACCUGGUCUGUUAAUACAGCCUCAGUGUUUGCAGGGCUCUGUGUGUCCUGUAGCUGCAGCCUCUACAUCUUACUGUGGCUCCUGUGAUCUCGAUCCAUCUGUGACGGCCUGCACAUGGGUUCUGUCUGCACUCACACUCUCAUACACACCCUCCACGACAUAUUCACCUUCCAUUAACACCACACACGAAACUUUCCCAGCAGGCAAAUAUAUACUUACAAAAAGUUCUAACACAUACAAAGUAGCAGACAUAUACAGAAACUCACAUUCCAUGGACCUGCAGUUUGAGGGAAGCCUGUGUCCAUCUCAUGAAGAGGUCGUGUACAGCGGAGAUGCCAUCACCUUCACCUAUACAGACUCUGACCUGGAGCCCUUCACCACUUAUGAGUACAGAGUGAGGGGCUGGAACAGCUUUGGGCGAGGCUCCAGCGAUGUUACAACAGUGACCCACCCAUGAAGAUAACCAUGGGGAGUGGCACCGCCCCGGUGGAGUCGUAUAGGUGAAAGGGAUGACAUCAUCCAGUUGCAGUGGCAAGCACCUGCAAGGCCGAAUGGGGACAUCACUCACUAUAUUAUAUUGCGGGAUGGACAGGAGCGCUACCGUGGUGAUGAAACCACUUUCACUGCUGGUGGAAUCAGGCCUUUUCAAGAAUACAGCUACCAGCUACGGAGCUGUAAUCAAGCCGGGUGCACUGACAGUGAACAGGUGGUGGCAGUGACAGUCUUAGGGGUCCGAGGGGUACAAUCUCCAGUGGUCACAGCCUUGAGUUCCUCCUCCCUCUAUGUGAACUGGUCUGAACCGGCUCAACAUGGAGUGUUGCAGCGUUACUACCUGAAUCAGACCAAUGUUGGAACCAUAUUUACAGUCACUGAUGAACCCAGAAAUUAUACUGUGACUGGUCUGCAGCCGUACACUGACUACAGUUUCGUGUUGGUGGCCUGUACAGCCGUGGGAUGUGGAUCCAGUUCUCCUUCAACAGGACGCACCCUGCAAGCUGCCCCUGCUGGAGUGUGGUCCAGGCCCAGACACCUGAUAAUAAACACAUCAGCUGUAGAGCUGUACUGGGAUCAGCCAUCCCAGCCUAAUGGACACAUCUCCCAAUACAGACUGAACAGAGACGGUCACACCAUUUUUACCGGAGGCCACCGUGACCAGAAUUUUACUGACACUGGACUCCUGCCAAACCACAGGUAUGUGUAUGAGCUGGAAGCCACUUCAGAGGGCGGGACUAGUUUGAGUGACAAAUUUAUUAUACAAACACCAGUUUCCUGCCCCACUGGGAUCCCGCCUCCCCACAGUGUGACAGUGUCGGGCCCCCACUCCAUCUCUCUUGCUUGGACCCCUCCUGCUCAGUUUAACAGAAGCCAGGCUAUAAACUACAACAUCCUGUUAAAUCCAGAAAGUGGCAGCGCCAUAAUGCAUCGACCUGGACACGACCUGUAUCUCACUGUGACCGGUCUAGAACCUUUCACCUCCUACCAAAUCAGAGUGCAGGCCUGUCAGACUGAGGGGUGUGGUGUUGGAGAUAGUGUGAACGUUCAUACUUUAGAGACUGUACCAGAAGGUCUGUCACCCCCUACAGUGAAGGCAGCUGGGGCCAGUGUCCUGGAGAUCCACUGGUCACCCCCCCACAAACCUAAUGGAGUCAUCAACUCCUACCAUAUAUACAGGCGUCCAGUAGGAACAGAAGAUGAUCUGCUGGUGUUCAUCUGGACCAGUGGGCCACUACAGUUUUUUGAUGCAAGCCCUGCCCUACGACCUUUCAGCUACUUCCAGUACAGGAUUCGUGCCCAGAACUCCAAAGGCUCAGUUCUGAGUCACUGGACUUUAGCCCAGACCCUGCAGGCACAACCACAAGACAUGACUCCUCCUACUGUCACACCCACUGGUGCUUACUCAGUCCAUCUGAAGUGGACUGAGCCAGGACAGCCCAAUGGUCUCAUUUCUCAUUACAGACUGGUUUACAAGAAGCACCAACAGGACCCAACACUCAACUCAACCGCUGUUACUGCGCUCACCGUACAGGGUUCUGUCUCCGAAGCAACAAUUUUUGGUCUUGAGCCAUACGCGGAGUAUAGUCUACAGGUGGAGGCUGUGAAUGGAGCAGGCAGUGUUUUCAGUUCGUGGGUAGGCACUAGGACCCGUGAGGCUUCUCCAGCAGAUCUGGCUAACUUCACAGUUGAGCAGAGAGAGCAAGGCAGGGCUUUGCUGCUUAGUUGGGAUGAACCACGGUCUCCAAAUGGACUCAUCACGAUGUACAACGUGUACAGUGAGGGGAACUUAGAAUUCAGCGGACUGUCACGCAGCUUCCUGUUUAGGCGUUUGGAACCAUGGACCACGUAUACUUUGGCUCUCGAAGCUUGCACCUCAGCUGGAUGCACACGCACUGCUCCUCAACAAGUCACCACAGCAGCAGCUCCACCUGCCUCCCAGCCUCCUCCCAGACCACUGUUCAUUGGUCCAGACCGUGUGUCACUCACCUGGGGCCCUCCCUCACAGCCCAAUGGCCCAAUUGGAGAGUAUUUUUUACUUGGGAGAAGUCUGGAAGAACUGGGGAGGGGAAGAAGUAAUGAAGAGGAUAGUGAAAGGGGGAAAGUCCUGUUCAGAGAAUCUUCUCCACAAGCUGACUCCUUCUCCUAUACAGUAACUGGUCUGCGUCCCUGGACUGAAUAUGAGUUUAGUGUACGUACUCACAACUCUGCCGGCCACACUCGCAGCCCCUGGAUAACAGUAACAACCAGACAGGCCCCGCCUCGUGGCCUAGCCCCGCCCAUAGUCACUCAUCUUCAAGGUCGACCCAGUGAGGUGUUGGUGUCCUGGAGUCCUCCUCUUGAACCCAAUGGAGUCAUUCAGUCUUACAGGAUUCAGAGAAACAAUGUGACUUUCUCAUUUAGUUUUGACCCAACUGUUCUCAGCUACAGGGAUGAAGAACUUGAGCCAUUUUCAACAUAUAGCUAUGCAGUAAUAGCCUGUACAUCAGAGGGAUGCAUCACUAGCCCUCAUACAAACAUCACAACUUUGGAGGCUCCCCCUGCCACUGUGGAUGUUCCCACAGUGGGUAAAAUCACACCCAACAAUAUAACCAUAUCCUGGAACAAACCACCGACGCAGAAUGGAGAAGUGACAGAAUAUCAGCUGAAACUGAACAAUGAAGAAGUUUAUCGUGGGACAAACCUUCAUUAUGUGGUGACAGAUCUGAAGCCCCACACUUCUUAUCAGCUGGUCCUGUUGGCUUGUACCAAUGGUGGAUGCACAACCAGCGCAACAAUUUCCACCCUGACUGAGGAGGCUCCUCCCACUGGCCUGCCUCCACCAACACUUAAGGUGACUGGGUCAGAGUCAGUGGAAAUUAGCUGGAGACCACCAGAGCACCCAAAUGGAAUCAUCACAAGCUAUGAACUCCGCAGAGAUGGUGAAGUCAUCUAUGUCGGCACAGAGACUCAUUACCAUGACUUUACACUUUUGCCAAAUGUGGAAUAUAGCUACGUUAUCAAGGCCAACAACAGCAGAGGGGAAGUUAGCAGCACAGCAGUGACCGCGAAGACCCACCCUUCAGCUCCUUCAGGUGUUGGACUCCCCAUACUCACACCUGUGGAGUCAGACCAGGUAAAAGUGGAGUGGAGCAUUCCAGCCCGUCCAAAUGGGGACAUUAUUAGUUAUACUGUGUACAAACGAGAUCCUAUUCAGCUCAGUGUUACCAGCACUGUUUUCACUCCAGAAGAACGUACCUUCUCUGACAGAUUCACCACACUGCAUGGACUGGCACCUUACCACAGAUAUGAGGUGCGAGUGGAGGCUUGCACAGUGCUGGGCUGCUCCUCCAGUGACUGGUCUUCCAUACUCACUCUGGAGGCUCCCCCUGCUGGACAGACUGUGCCACUGUUAGACCUCCAACGUGACACAGAGACCAGCUUUCAGACCACCUUUCUGCUCACCUGGUCACCUCCAGCUCAGCCACAUGGUAUCAUCCUCUAUUAUGAGGUCUACCGCAGACUGGACGAUGCAACUGAAACACAAAGGAGUGAAGCAGCAACACUGGUUUACAAGAAUGUCUCCACUGUGUGCAGAGAUAGAGGACUCCAGCCAUAUACUGAAUACCAAUACCAGGUGUGGGCAGUGAAUUCAGCUGGCCGCUCUGCCAGUCCAUGGGUAAAAGGGAGAACAGGACCUGCCCCACCUGAGGGUGUAGGCCCACCCAUUUUUCUAAAUGUUUUAGCGACCUCAGCUGUCGUGGACAUUCCUCCUCCAGCCCGACCCAACGGGAUUGUCAGCCUGUACAGAGUGUUCUCACUGGACCACGACAGCCACAAUCUGCUCUCAGAGGGAACAUCCCAACAGCAGACCCUCCAUGGUUUACAUCCUUACAGCCAGUACUGGGUAGGAGUAGAGGCCUGCACCUGUUACAAGUGCUGUACCAAGGGUCCCCUGCGUGAGCUCUUCACCCUGGCUGCCCCUCCAGCCCAGCAGCCCCCUCCCCGCCCCGUUACACUGACCUCCCGCUCUGUUCAGCUGGAGUGGGAUGAACCUUUGGCGCCAAAUGGAGUCAUCGAGAGCUGUGAGCUUCAUCUGAGAUCACCCUGUCCACAGCCCCCCCAGCCUGUGCCCCUUACCUGUAUUGAAAAACAAGAAGAAAUGUCUUACUUUGGAAAGAGGCGCAGCUUCAAUGUGACAGGUCUCCAGCCGUACUCCACCUAUGAGCUGAGAGCUGCCUGCUUCAACAACAUGGGCAGCACUGCCUCCAACUGGACGACCGUGACCACACUCUCUGAAGCCCCCCAGUAUGUUGCCCCUUUCUCAGUAGGCAGUAAUCUGACCAUCAUCUGGUUGGACUGGUCCGAGUCCUUCUCUCUUAACGGCUAUCUGAAGGAGUAUAGUGUGACCGAGAGCCAGCUCAGGGUCUACACUGGCUUCUACAGUUAUCUCCACUUUCGACGCACCUCACAGAAAACUCUGUUGCUUCAGGUGACUUGUACCACUGAAAGUGGCAGUGCUAGUACUCCCGUCAUCAAAUACAGCCCUGUCACAGGCCAAGAUCCUGUCGAUCCCACUGAUAAUGGUAAACAGGGUGUCAGCAUGUCAGCUACACCUGUCUACUCUGAGCUCUGGUUCAUCUUACUUUUUACUCUCCUGGGUCUGUUUUUAUUAGCUCUGUUGCUUGGACUAGUGCUUCAAAGAGCUCUGAGGAAAAAUACAUCAGCCAGAGAGCGCCCUCCACUGGUCAUGCUUCAGAAGACAAGGAAGGCAGGGGGAGAGAUGUACAUGGUGAGAGGAACAGAGACGAGAAGUAGAACAGAGCAAAAUAAAAGGUCCUGUCCUGAGUUGUGCUCUAAACAUUAUUCCGGCUCUGUGCUCCUCACUGAUCGACCCACAGGUUUGUCUGACACCAAGAUAGUCGGCAGUGGCUCUCGCUUCAGCCCCAUGUCGGUCCUGCGGGUUCCUAGCCAAACGGACCUCAGUCAGGCUUACUCCCAGCAGUCUCUGCACCGCAGUGUCAGUCAGCUGAUUGACAGGAAGUCACUAAUGAUGGAGGAAGGAAGCUGGGACCACCCUCUGGGACAUGAUUCUGGACUGUAUGUGGAGGAGGAUGAGUUUGUGGAUGCCAUCAAGGUCUUAAGUUCUGGAAAAAAGGAGCACACCUCAUUCACCGACACUCACCUUUAAGAAAAGACGUCUGAUGGGGUAAAGCAUACAGUCAUAAAUUAGAGUGUCAGAGAAAGGCAGUAGAAUAAUCACACCUGUCAUUAGAUGUUAGCAGGGGUCUGAGGGAGGCAGGUGAAAAAGAUUCAGUAUCAAGUGCUUGAAAAUGUAUUUAUGUCUUGGGAAAAUAUAUAUAAUGAAAUACUGUUCUCUAUUAGUUAUAGUCUCAGUCAAAUCCAAAGUUUUUAUAGGAAUCCAAAUACAAACAUACAGCUCAGCCUCUGCUCUUUUAGUUUGUUGAAACAUGCACAGUUAUCUGCUCCAGUAGGUUUAUACUUGUUACCAUUCAGUCAAACAGUGAAAAUCUAAAUGUUUCAGUCAGUUCUCCUGCUUCAACAUGUAAUUGUGCCUAGUAGGAUUACACUUGAUGAGCAGCAGUAGUCUAGUUGUAUUUAUGGCCUUGGUGUUAGUUUUGUACUAUGACAAAAAUGCCAACUCUUGUUUUUUUAAUGUGUUAAAUGUGGCUGGGAAUCACAGAUGUGCCGUCUGAUUGUGAUAAUGUGAUGUAACUUGAAAGCACAAUCUGAGAUUUUUUUUUUUUUUGUACCAUAUCAGUUGUGGAUUAAUAGUUCACUCUGCCAUUUAAAUGUAAAAUGAGUUAGACUAAAGAAAUCAUGCCUUUUGCAAUGUUUUAUGUGUGUAGUAAAACUAAGUGUCUGUGUUUGUUUUCAUGGUUUUAGCUGUUAGUGGAGUUCAGCAGCGCUGUUUGUCUGUGGCCUAAUUUUCAUCUGCAUAUCAUGAGCAAAAUCAGCUCAAGAAUGACAAGUAUCUCUGUAAUGUCCUGUUUUGUUUUAUUAUUUAUUUAAGAGAAAAAAAGUGUUCAUAUCUGAACUCUACAGAUUGAGUCUAUUGGUUUAGAGCAAAAUAUAGUCAUAAAUACCAUCAUAGUGAUGGCAUUUAUGAGAAGAUUUCUGAGUAAUGUUGCAUUUUAAUGUUUUUGUGUACAAAAUCUGAUGUAUUGUUACAAACACUUUUCUUUUUUUACUGGCAGUAUUAUUAUUGUAUGAUUGUUAUAUAAAGAUAAUGAAUUGACUGUGUUUUGGUAAACUAUAAAUAAUGGCCAA